AUGUCCGCCCCAGCCAGCAAGGCCGCGUCGCCGCAGGCUGGCUUGCCGGCGUCUCGCACCGAUUCACCAAUGGAUGCGAAAGACUCGAACGAGAGCGUCAAAGUUAACACUCCUGUCUCCUGUCUGUCACCACUGACAUCAUCCCGUUUAGAUCGUGGGACAACCCAAAUCGAUGUCCCUGAGACCAUCGUCACUACUUCAUCCUUAGAUGCGCCGUCUACCAUUCCGGCUCCACAGAAAGCAGGUGACGAUGCAAGUGGUGAUUACUUCUCGGGCAUCCAUAACACCAGCCACCUGUCCUUUGAGCCCAACCCGUUCGAACAAUCCUUUGGAAACACAGGCAGUGAUACCCCUGGGAAAUCUAUUCUCCCACCUGUCGCUUCUUUGACCUCCCCUGCCAUGCCAGGCACCUCGACCAGCGGUGGGUUCAAUUGGCCAAACUCGCUCCGUGCUGGUCCACUAAGCCCGGCAAUGCUUACAGGGCCUGCAGGACCAAGCGACUAUUUCGAUGGUAUAACUCGCGGGUUCCCUACCCCUAAUGAGUCCUCGUUGCGCACUGGUUUGAAUGCUGGCCUAACUCCUGGCGGUGGUGGCUCUAUGUUCCCCGCUCCCAGUCCCGGACCUGCUGGUUUACUUCAGCAACUCUCCAGCGGAAAUACCACUCCUACUACUCUAGAUUUCCAGAGGACAGCCAUCACCGCAGCAAAGAAAAAUGGCUACCUUGCGCCUACAUCUAACCCCGGAGAAGCAGACUCGAUUCUCCAGCAAGUUGCUGCCUCCAUGGAGAAGCCCCAGUCCUAUCCGUUCGCUCAUGCUGAUGCCACUGAUGCUGCCAAUGGCCUCUUCAUGCUAGCUAAGGGUGCUCAGGCUACGAGCAACCCUUUCCCUGGCCCAACCUCGCAACCUAUGCAAAUGUCACUGCAGAAUAACGAUAAUAAUAGCCCACCAUUAAACGGGGUUUCUCCUCAAACCAAUGAGUCGAAUGGCGUAGCUCCACCAUCCAACGGAAACGUCUCUGAUAGUCCUGAUACGAAGAUCAAUACUCGUAGCAAAGGCAAGAAAGGUUCCACUGCCAAAGGAGGAACUACAAAUGGCCGCAGAAAGGCCGAAGACGCUCCCAAGGGAUCGAAUAAAAAGCAAAAGGCUUCAAAUGCUGCCGCCGACAAGGCACAACCUCCCACCGAUGAUGACUCGGUCGAAUUCGAUAAUGCCGAUGGUGCCGAUAAUGGUAAUAGUAAUGGCGAAGGCGAAAAUAACUCUACUGGCAACAAGAAAGCCAUGACAGACGAGGAAAAGAAGAAGAACUUCAAGGAGCGUAACAGGGUUGCCGCCCUUAAAUGUCGUCAACGAAAGAAGCAAUGGGUAGCCACCCUAAUGAGAAAAGCAGAAGCAUACUCUAGCGACAACGAAGCUUUAACAAACCUUCUAGAGAAAGCUAGAGAAGAAAAUGCAAUGCUAAAAUCGAUGCUUUCGGCGCACAAGGACUGCCCCGUUGGCCAAUCCCAAGGGCUCGCGAUCCUCUUAAACGGACUUCAAAUGGCCAGCGGUGUACCUAAUGGAUUACCAACCGGCCCGCAAAAUCCUAUACCCAAUGGACUCCAAUCUGGAAUUCAGAGCAGCAUGCAGAAUAGCAUGCAGAACGGCAUGCAGAACGGCUUACCAGUGCAAAAUGAUCUUCUAGCGCCACAAAACUGGCAACUUCGUCGAUGA
This is a messenger RNA of Trichophyton benhamiae CBS 112371, 1710 nucleotides long. RefSeq lists its product as uncharacterized. Gene Ontology annotation, biological process: regulation of transcription by RNA polymerase II. Lineage: Eukaryota; Fungi; Ascomycota; Eurotiomycetes; Onygenales; Arthrodermataceae. The record is from RefSeq and is a predicted model, not a curated record. The coding region runs from base 1 to 1710 and encodes 569 amino acids. The transcript has 3 exons. Gene Ontology annotation, molecular function: DNA-binding transcription factor activity, RNA polymerase II-specific; RNA polymerase II cis-regulatory region sequence-specific DNA binding.